Messenger RNA from Solanum stenotomum, 1395 nucleotides. RefSeq lists its product as uncharacterized. The record is from RefSeq and is a predicted model, not a curated record. Gene Ontology annotation, biological process: regulation of gene expression. Gene Ontology annotation, molecular function: RNA binding. The transcript is spliced from 8 exons. The coding region runs from base 1 to 1137 and encodes 378 amino acids. Gene Ontology annotation, cellular component: nucleoplasm. Lineage: Eukaryota; Viridiplantae; Streptophyta; Magnoliopsida; Solanales; Solanaceae.
AUGGAUUUUGAUGAGGAACGAAAUGAAGAAACUGACCAACCAAAUGAAGAUGUGGAAAUGGCUGAUAAAGUAGGCGAUAGGGAAGCCGAUGAAUUAAAACCUUCAAACAAUGGUUGUUCAGUAAGGCAACUUUUUGUUGGACGCAUUUCUACGAAGACAACCGAAGUUUUUUACUUUCCAGAAUCAUUUAGAGAGUAUUUCAGCAAGUUUGGACAGGUAGCUGAUUCUGUACUAAUGAGUGAUAAAGACUCUGGAAGGCGACGAGGAAUUGGAUUUGUUAUAUAUGCUGACCCGGAAAUUGCAGAUAAAGUUUUAAAGGAAGACCAUACCAUAGAUGGUAAAAAGGUGGUCGUGGAGAAACCAGUAACUAAUACAACGAGAAUUUAUGUUGGUGGUCUUCCAUUAUCCUUGACUGAAGAUGAGUUGAAGGAACAUUUUUCUCCUUAUGGCAAUGUUGUGGAUCAUUGCAUCGUUUUGGAUAGAAGACAUGGUCGGAGCCGACGUUUUGGCUAUGUGAGUUUUGAUAAAGAGGAAGCAGUUGAAAAAGUUUUAUCUGAUGGCCAUAUGCAUGAACUUUGCGGCAAACAAGUGAGUAAUAAGGAAUUUAUACUGCCCAGAACUGAUUGUUGCCUCUUUUACUUUGAUGAAACAAAAAAAAAUUGUAGAGCUGGUGCAGCUGGUUACGGAGGCAGCAGCUACGGUGUGCAUGCCUACUAUGGUCGUGGUAGUGGUUAUGGGAACAGUGGUAGCAGCUGGAGUGAUGGGGGCAACAGAGGAUAUGGAGGUGGUGGCAAAAAUGAUGCCUAUGCAUAUGGGAACUCCGGUGCUGCUAAUGAAAGGUAUGUGCCUGCCUACAAUGGUCGUGGUCGUGGUUAUGGGAACAGUGGUAACAGCUGGAAUGAUGGAGGCAAUGGAGGAUAUGGAGGUGGUGGCAGAAAUGAUGCCUAUGCAUAUGGGAACACCGGUGCUGCUAAUGAAAGGUAUGUGCCUGCCUACAAUGGUUGUGGUCGUGGUUAUGGGAACAGUGGUAACAGCUGGAAUUAUGGAGGAAACGGAGGAUAUGGAGGUGGUGGCACAAAUGGUGCCUAUGCAUAUGAGAACACCGGUGCUGCUAAUAGAAGGUAUCAUCCUUAUUGAAAGUGACAAGUUCGCCUCCAAGGCUGCAAAUAUUUGAUGAGUUUUGACUGUUGCAUUUAGGUGUAAAAUCUUUGUUGGUGCCCCCCACCAUUAACUUCUAGUAAGAUAGAUGUAUUAGCCUGUUUACUUUGGGAUAUAAAGAUAGCAUACAGUUCUUUAUUUUAACUUUUACAAGUCAAUCAACCAUCUUGUAUUGUAAGAAAAGGAGGUUGAAAACCUUGUGAUUCUGAUCUCACAUUUAAAUGAAAUGAAAUGUAG